Molossus molossus (Pallas's mastiff bat) is the source of this 2822-nucleotide messenger RNA. RefSeq names its product UTP25 small subunit processor component (gene UTP25). Gene Ontology annotation, molecular function: U3 snoRNA binding; rRNA binding. Gene Ontology annotation, cellular component: small-subunit processome; nucleolus. Bases 78 to 2381 code for a protein of 767 amino acids. The transcript is spliced from 12 exons. Gene Ontology annotation, biological process: maturation of SSU-rRNA from tricistronic rRNA transcript (SSU-rRNA, 5.8S rRNA, LSU-rRNA). The record is from RefSeq and is a predicted model, not a curated record. NCBI's taxonomy places the organism in Eukaryota, Metazoa, Chordata, Mammalia, Chiroptera, Molossidae.
CCACGCUGGUGAGUGGAAGAGACAACUUCCCGGUGGGGAAGGCGGCCCUGGAAGGCGGACAGGGUCGGUUUUUCGCUAUGGGCAAGCGCGGGAGCCGGAGCCAGAGCCAGCUGCUCAACACCCUGACUAAAAAGCAGAAGAAGCAUCUUCGGGAUUUCGGCGAGGAGCAUCCCUUCUAUGACAAGGUUUCCAGAAAGGAAGCGAAACCACAGAUUUGUCAACUGUCAGAGAGUUCAGAUUCUUCAAACUCUGAAAGUGAAGCAGAGAGUGAACCAGAACAGAUUUCUGUGUACCACAAACUACUCGCCACGUUAAAGAAUGUUUCUGAGGAAGAUGAGGAGGAGGAGGAGGAGGAGGAAGAAGAAGAAGAGGAAGAGGAAGAAGACAAUCCUCUAGAUGAGGCAGAAAUGAACAGUGAAGAUGGUGACAGUGAUGUCAGUGUGGAGGAAGAGACAGCAGCGGAGUCUGCUGAAAGGCAGGAGAUGUUUGUCAAAAUUGGAGGCAAGGUCUUACCUGCUGACCCCGAGGGAAAAGAUGGGGACGAGCCACCUGGCACAUCACAAGAAUCGCUGGAGGAGUUUACGGAUACAAAACAUGAGUCACUUUUCAGCCUGGAAACCAAUUUUCUCGAAGAGGAAAGUGGAGGCAGCUGUUCUCUGAAAGCAUCACAAGAUCCAUUUCUACAACAUGUGAACAAAGAACUGAAAGAAAAAGAAAUUCAGGCUGUUGCCACAAAUCCCAAAACUACGCACGAGCUCAAAUGGCCCACCCUGGGCAAGCUUGUCUUUUCUUCCAAGUUUCAGAAGUCAGAAACAUUUAAACCCCCAAAGGACCUUGACUUAAAGGCACUUCAUCUCCAGAAGCCUCUGGAAUCCACCUGGAUCAAGACCAACAGCCAAUUUCUCUCUGGUCCUCAGAAAUCAAGUAGCCCCUUCACAUCCCUCCAGAAAGAGCUCUUCUUAAUUAUGAAUUCUUACCAGGACUUGUUCUACCCAGAAAGGACCGCCCUGAAGAACGGGGAAGAGAUCCGCCAUGUGUACUGCCUGCAUGCAAUCAAUCACGUCCUCAAAGCCAAUGCCCAGGUGCUUGGCAACAACAGCAGGCGUCGCAGCCAGAAGCUUGGGGUGGGUGACGAUGAUGACUUCAGGGAUCAAGGGCUAACGAGGCCCAAGGUGCUGAUAGUGGUUCCCUUCCGGGAAGCUGCUCUGCGGGUGGUACAGCUCUUCAUCAGUCUCCUUGAGGGCGACAGCAAGAAGAAAAUAAUUGUGAGCAACAAGAAGAGGUUUAACGGAGAGUAUGGCUCAGAUCCCGACGAGAGGCCGCCCAACCUGAAGAGGCCUGAGGACUACGAAGCCGUAUUUGUCGGCAAUAUCGAUGACCACUUCAGGAUCGGAGUGGCAAUACUUCAGAGAAGCAUCCGGCUCUAUGCCCCCUUUUACUCCUCGGACAUCCUCAUUGCCUCCCCUCUGGGCUUGAGGACCAUCAUUGGUGCAGAAGGGGAGAAGAAGAGAGAUUUUGACUUUCUGUCUUCUAUUGAGCUUCUCAUCAUUGAUCAAGCUGACAUUUACCUGAUGCAGAACUGGGAGCAUGUCCUGCAUUUGAUGAACCACAUGAACUUACUGCCCUUGGACUCACAUGGGGUGGAUUUUUCUCGAGUGCGGAUGUGGAGCCUCAAUAAUUGGUCCAAGUACUAUCGCCAGACACUGCUGUUCGGGGCCCUGCAGGAUGCCCAGAUUAACUCCGUGUUCAACAAGUACUGCGUCAAUGUGCAAGGCCAGGUGGCGGUGAGGAACGUCCCGAUGACAGGCUCCAUCAGUCAUGUGCUGGUGCAGCUCCCACAUGUCUUCCAGAGGAUGGAAGCUGAAAACCUAGCUUCGGUGAUUGAUGCCAGGUUUCACUUCUUCGUGGACAAGGUUUUGCCUCAGUAUCGUGAUGCAGUCAUGUCGCACACGCUCAUCUAUGUCCCCUCCUACUUUGACUUCGUGCGUCUCCGAAAUUACUUUAAGAAAGAGGACCUGAACUUCACCCAUAUCUGCGAGUACACCCAGAAGUCUGGUAUCUCCAGGGCCAGACACUUCUUCCUUCACGGAGAGAAGCAGUUCCUGCUCCUCACAGAGCGCUUCCAUUUCUACAAAAGGUACACCAUAAAAGGCAUCAGGAACCUGAUCUUCUACGAACUGCCGACAUACCCCCACUUCUACAGUGAAGUCUGUAACAUGCUGAGAGCCACCACCAGCGGGGAGGAGGCCGCCUGGACCUGCUCUGUCCUCUACUCCAGGUACGAUGCCCAGCGCUUGGCGGCGGUGGUCGGUGUGGAGCGGGCGGCGCAGAUGCUGCAGUCCAAGAAGAACGUCCACCUCUUCAUCACGGGAGAAAGAUGAGAAUUUGUUGGGCAGGACAUGGUAUGUGGCGUGAUACAGGAUACUUGGUUCUGUGCUACUUGGGCCGAGUUCUGAUCACUUCUUCGGGAGAAGGACUACUCCAAGGAAGGAGCACCAGGCAGCAGCAUGUCCGCUACUUUCUUUCUUUUCAGGCCCCGUGUCCCUGAAAAGUUCAGUGUAAACCAAACUUUGGUAACUCCCAUCUUUCAGAGGUCAGGAGGGAGUUAAGGGAGGGACUCUAAGAACUUGAUAAAGGAAACUUAUACUUGUGAACCUUUUUGUAAGCCAUAAAUUCUUUUAUUGUGAUUUUACCUCUAAUUUAUUACACUUGGUAAAUUUGUCCAGAUUAUUUCUGGUUGACACUGUCUUAAAGUAAAGCAUACAUGUCAUUGCUUGUGAGAACUGGGUAUGAGAAAUUGGAAUAUUCUCUCUGCUGAAUAU